GAAUAUGUGGAACAUUGAACCAUGGAAAACAUAACCGUGAAGCGGGUGAAGGUAGAUGCCGCAUUCGAAGUAUGCGUCUCUGAGGUUCGAGGACUUCAGUUUUACUAUGACCGUCGUCGAGGUCACGAGAAACUCUCAUUAUUAAUAUCAUUUAAAAAAAAAAAAAAUUAUAAAGUUCCUUAACAAAGUUUUACAAUAUAAAUUUCGAUAUCUAAACAUCAAUCAUGGAAUUUCGAACCUUCAUUAUGAUAGUCCUUUGUGGCUUUACAUAUGGAGCUGAAAAUGGAGAAAAGGAAAAAAAUUCAAAAUCACCUGCACUAAACACAAUUGUUCAAGAAGAUGAACCACCGGAAGGUUACUAUGCAUUUGUCGAAUCACCAAAUGCGGAACCACCAAAAGUUAAACCACCACCAUAUAUUGACAGUGAUAAGGAAUGUCAUGACACGGGAAAGCAGGGAAAAGGAUAUGUAUCAAUUCACAAUAUUUGUGGAGACCUCAAUAAAGGAUAUAUUCCACGAAAUCCUAUGAAACAAAGUUUUAAAGGAUCAUCGUAUCCCUUUGAAUUAAUACGUAAUCAUACAUUAAAAUUUUUGAGUAAAGCCCUCCCAAUACUCAAAGCCGAUGAUUCACUACCAAAAGUGGCUAAGGUUCAACCUUACUCACAAAAUUCAGUUGAUACAAAUGAGAAAAGAAGUAGAAGUAAACGAGCCGCUAAUUCAGAAACGAAAGUAGAAAAUCGUACCGGAAGGAAACUAUGUGAAAAUCAAAGUGGAGUAAUGUGUAUGUUAUACAAAGCAAUUCAGGGAGAAUCAUUGACACCUGCUGCUGCCGAAAGAAGAGAUGAAAUACCACCAACUGAAUAUUAUCAAAGAGAACGACCUGCACCUCAAGAAAAACCUGAAUACACAGGUCCACCAACGCCAUGUCCUGCAAAAGUUGAAUACGCAACACCUGUUUUUGCCAAAAAUUAUCAAGGAGUCUGGCGUUAUGUUGUACAAAUUCCCUAUGAAGGCUACUUCACUCAAACAAUUGAAGUUACUCGAUGCAUGCAAUCGCGAUGUCACUAUUUGGAUGGUGGAUGUCUAUCGUCACCAAGAUGGACAAGUUUACUUGUGGCGGAAAUUUUUUAUCCUGAUACAUUUUUAGAAGAAAAUCAAAAUAAUCGAUUACCUGGACCAAGAGAUCCAGUUACUGGUUCUCCACCUCCAGUUUAUGAUUUUCAAAAUUAUCAACAAUAUUUGCAAAAACGAGCUGGAGAAAAUGAAGGUCGCAGUAGUUCAGGAUCUCAGCCACAUCAUUGCGAUGGAGUCGAUGAUAUGGGAUGCUUCCAGGUUCGACUUUACUACGAUUGGUUCCUGGUACCUGGAAGUUGUAAAUGUUGGCGUCCUGACUAUUUUAAUCGUUACGUUCGUCGAAGUAGUCAAAAUACUGAAUUGUAAAAAAAAAUUAUUCAUAUAAUUUUAAUCCAUUGCAGUCAUCAUUCUCAUAAAAACAUUCAUCCAACAUUGUCAAAAGACUUCGAAAAUUGACAAAUUUUUUUUAUCUACUUUUUUUUCUAAUUAUACACAAAAACUAUAUAUUAUUUGUAACGAUAAUAAUAUUUUGUAUAUUAAAUUAUGCAAGUGAUUUUAUACGACGAUAAUUUCAAUAAUUUUUCUUUUUUUCACACAAUAUUUCGACUGACUGAUAAAGGCAUUAUAGAAAAAAAAAAAAAUCUAGAUAUUUUUUUAGAAUUAAUAAGUUGCAAUAAUGUCAUUUUCGAAGAAAAUUGUCACAUCUUCAUUUUAUAUUGUAAAUAUAUUUUUUUUACGUAAUUUUCAAUGAUCGAUAAUUGAAAAUUA
Messenger RNA from Leptopilina boulardi, 1841 nucleotides. RefSeq lists its product as uncharacterized. The record is from RefSeq and is a predicted model, not a curated record. The coding region runs from base 225 to 1439 and encodes 404 amino acids. Gene Ontology annotation, molecular function: growth factor activity; Toll binding. Gene Ontology annotation, cellular component: extracellular region. NCBI's taxonomy places the organism in Eukaryota, Metazoa, Arthropoda, Insecta, Hymenoptera, Figitidae. Gene Ontology annotation, biological process: innate immune response; regulation of Toll signaling pathway; central nervous system formation. The transcript has 8 exons.